GUUAACGUCAAAGGCUAAAGAGGUUGAGUCUGGUUUACGCCAAAACCCUUUUCCAUAUUCUAAAAUUUGGUCUCAAUCUCUCUCUUUCAACCUCAAAAUCUCCAUUACUAUAAAGAACCAACCCUUUCCCAUCUCUCUCUUCAAACCUCAAACACUUUCAUCCUCUCUUUUCCCUCCUUUUCUGCUUCUUCUUCUCUCUUUCUCUAACUAUAGGGACUAAGCUAGGCAGUACUCAACAUGUGUUUCUAGGAACUUGUUCCCUCAAUAAACAAACAGGUUUCUCUACAUAUACUGUUUUUCCUGUUUCUAGAGAAGAGCCAUUGUUGAACAGAAAAAAACAAAAGAAUGGAAAAGAUGAAUUUUGUGAAGAAUGGAGUGUUAAGAUUACCUCCUGGGUUUAGGUUUCAUCCCACUGAUGAAGAAUUAGUGGUGCAGUAUUUGAAGCGCAAGGUUUUUGCUUGUCCUUUACCUGCUUCUAUCAUCCCUGAAGUUGAUGUUUGCAAAGCUGAUCCCUGGGAUUUGCCUGGGGAAACAGGGCAGGAGAGGUAUUUUUUCAGCACAAAAGAGGCAAAAUACCCAAAUGGGAAUAGAUCAAACAGGGCAACAAAUUCAGGGUACUGGAAAGCUACAGGCAAAGAUAAGCCAAUUUUUGGUGGUGCUAGAAGUAAUCUAACCAAUCAGCCUAUUAUUGUUGGUAUGAAGAAAACUCUGGUUUUCUACAGAGGAAAACCUCCUCAUGGCUCAAGAACUGAUUGGAUUAUGCAUGAGUAUCGCCUCGUUAAUACUAAUCAACCUCAAAUCAAUUCACAAACCCUUAAUUCUCCUCUCAACAAGAACUUAAGUCAGAAAACAGGGAAUUGGGUAUUAUGCAGAAUUUUCCUCAAGAAAAGGAACAAUGCAGCUACCAAGAAUGAUCAUGAAGAAGAGGGGAUAAUUUGUGAGGAAGAUAAUAUGAAAAUUAGUAACACAAAACUUGAAAAGCCAAUUUUUUAUGAUUUUCUAUCAAAAGAAACUAAAAGAAGUGCAGCAGCAGACUUGAACUUGCCUGCUCCUUGCUCGUCCUCUUCAGGAUCAAGUGCCGUCACAGACGAAGACCAUCAUCACCACCACAAACACCACGAAUCAUCGUACGAAACCGACGAAAGCAGCAGUAGCAGCUGUGAUAGUAUUGCAUUUCUUAGAAGAGAACUUUAACCCAUCACAAUUAGCUUAAUUAAUUAUGUACUUAAGUUUACAAGUAACAAAUUAGUAUUAGUCCAAAUAACCGAUGUUAAGUUGUUUAGUGUUUUUUCUGUCCUCAAAUGUUCAACAAGGAAGAAUUAAAAUCUACAAAGAGGGAGAAUUUAAUGGUUCUAA
Messenger RNA from Amaranthus tricolor (Joseph's coat), 1356 nucleotides. RefSeq names its product NAC domain-containing protein 83-like. The record is from RefSeq and is a predicted model, not a curated record. Gene Ontology annotation, molecular function: DNA binding. NCBI's taxonomy places the organism in Eukaryota, Viridiplantae, Streptophyta, Magnoliopsida, Caryophyllales, Amaranthaceae. The transcript is spliced from 3 exons. Gene Ontology annotation, biological process: regulation of DNA-templated transcription. Bases 346 to 1194 code for a protein of 282 amino acids.